Molecule: messenger RNA, 2193 nt
Organism: Kwoniella shivajii
Lineage: Eukaryota; Fungi; Basidiomycota; Tremellomycetes; Tremellales; Cryptococcaceae
Exons: 7
Coding region: 1-2193 (730 amino acids)
Molecular function (GO): protein binding
Source: RefSeq, a predicted model, not a curated record
AUGGAAGAUCUCUCCGAUAGGCCAAUAGCCAAACGAUCUCGGUCUAGCCAAGAGAGUAAUUCUAUAUCGUCUCUACUUAGUCUCCCUGAUGAGAUCCUAGAGCAGAUUUUCUUGGCCUUGGAUACGAAUGAUAGGUUGAGCCUUAGAUGGGUUUGUACAUCCCUCCAACAUGUCUAUACUUCAUCUGCAUUACUACAAUAUCAGUUUACUCUGCAUUUAUCCGGAUAUCUUGAUGUCCCAUUCCGAUCACCUCCUUCUACAUCUCCACUUGCGAAACCUGAGUGUUCGUCAAAUACCUCGGUCAAGGGAGACGCUACAACCGAAUCUUCAGUCAGAAGUCUUCGUUCACCGCAUACAGGUAAACCACGUCAGACUAUACCGUCUGUAACAUUAGCUCCAUGGCCGAAAGAGCCUUCGACAAUCGUGUCACACGAUAAACUUAUCUCCCCAGCGGAUCGGAAUUCUUUAUUAAAGGCAAGAGAGAAAAGAUGGGAAACGUUGGAUUGGGGUGAAAAGAGACACUUCAAGAUUCAAGGCAGAGAAGGUGUAUACGAGCUACAAGAAGGUGUAUUUCUAAUGUGUGAUGAUUUCAAUGAUAUGGAGGAUGAUAAGCCAUCAAGCAUUCGACUGAUACCUCUACCAUCAAUGCAAGAUCCUGAUCUUGAAGAUCCACCGAUACAGACCUUAUCUCAUAAGACUGAUUUUCCAAUAUCAGAUCUCACAAUGGAUCCAACGCAGGAUCUGAUAGUGGUCAGUGAAUACAGACCUGAAUCUUCUGUCGUUGAUCGGGCACCACCCACUCAUCGGUACCAUCUCCUGACCUUGUCAACACUCCAACCCCAUCCUCUAGCGAAAUCACCUACAUUAGAUUUCCCCCCUUUCUCUCAGGCUAUAAUGGAUACCCGUCAAUUAUUGCAGAUAAUGGGUGAUACUCUCGUAGUCCAGGUCUCAAGAUAUGCUCCAGCUUGGGUUUUGGCUGGAUUAGGUUUCGGAGUCGGUGCAUUGGGUCCAUUAGGUCACGAGGAGGAAUUGGUAGCUUGGAAUUGGAAAACUGGAAAAGUCUUAUCGCGCAUAUCUUUACCAGAAAAUGGAUGGUUUUCUUCAUUUGCUCUUUUAACGCCUACCACUUUCUUGAUCACUUCAACAUCGAACAUCUCUCCCGUAUUCCCCCAAGAAACUCGUUCAGUAGGGUCUGUAUUUCCACCGGUCAUACAAAUCUAUUCUUUUACUUCUGAUCCUAAUAACCCUAUAAAUCCUGUGCAGCCAUUAGAUACAGAUCCGAUGGAUGACACUACCCCUCGACCUGUCUUACUAGCCCAACUACACAUACCGCAAAUUGCAGAUAAUGUAUCCAUAACAUCAUUUGACGUACGGCCUGAUCCAGCUUUCCCACCACAUCAACCCGGUGCUGGACCGACAUUGGGUAAAGCAAAGCCGUUCACUCAAAAUCCAGGAAAGGGAGUCAUGGUCUUUGAGUUGAAAUUAGUAGGGACGGCCGAUGGUACCACACCGCUAAGGGAGAGAAGGAAGUCGUAUGAAAUCUUCGUGCUAAGGGAGAGCUUGGUUGAACUCGCUAUCAAAGGUGAAGAGCGAUUGCAAGAAGCUUAUAAGAAUGGUGGUGAUCUUGAUGGGUUAGGAAUAAGAGGUGUUGAAAGGAAUAUGUCAUGGAGCGAGUGGGGUGAGACAAAUACGAGAAUGAUGGAUGCUGUCAUGAAAAGAAGAAGUUGGGUCUGCUCUUGUUCGGGAUAUCGAUAUACUUCUCUAGUCCCUGCGUAUCGAGCCGAAGGACAUGGAUUAUGGCCUCUAUCGGAAGAUCCAUCAGGUUUAGAAGAAGAUGAAUCUCAUGAAUUGAUCCCUCCACCAAAGAGAUCGGAUAUAAUGGUAUUUGAUUUUUCACCUAUCAACAUUCGGAAAGUAAGGAACACAGAACCUGAACCUAUGGAUUUUAUGGAUUUCGUCAAGAAGGACUGGUCAGUCAAAUCGAGAGACUAUGUCACAGUCAUAGAAAAGAGGAACAUCUGGAAGGAAGAUGUGAAAAGUUCAUUACCUUUCUUAGAGAUAAGAAGGGACUAUGGUGCUUUAGCAAACGGAGUAAUGUGUGAUGAUCAAAGGAUCAUCCUUGUUCACACUCAAGCUAGGAUGAAUGGAGAUUGGUCAAGUAUCAGCCAGGAAAUGACUGUACUGUGUAUGUGA